CAUUAGGUGUUGGACUCGGGGCGGCUGGCAGUACCAGUGAUGGAGAGUUUGCUGGAGGAGCGGCGCAGCGAGUGGCCGCAGGACACUGUCGGCUACAGGCUUUAUUACCUCGGCGGCGAGAACCCCGGGGUUUGCCGGGCUGAGUUGGAGCGGCAGCUGGAGGGGAUCGUGGGCCGCUUAGCCCUGCUCUGUGCCGGCUACAUAUGGCACAAUGAGGCCUUCAGGCUGCAGUACACACCGGCCCGGGGAGACAUUCCUGCCCAUAUCGGUGGUGUCACAAACUUCGGUGAUAAUGUAGAUGAUGAAUGGUUGAUCGUGUACCUUAUUCAGCAGGUCACCAAGGAGUUCCCUGAGUUUGUGGCAAGUAUUGAGGAUAAUGAUGGCGACUUCUUGUUGAUUGAGGCUGCUGAGCACUUACCUAAAUGGUUGAACCCUGACACGAGUGCAAACCGGGUUUUUUUCUAUCAUGGAGAGUUGCACAUCAUCCCAAUCCCUCAGAAUCCAGGGGAACUCUCUUGGUUACCGGCUAGCAAUCCCACCAUUCUGCAAGCCCUCAACUUGCUCACUACUCAUUCUGAUAAGUGCCUGGCAGCAGAAGCCAUUCGCAAAGCUAUAAGGAGACGCAUUCAAAGUUACCCAGAAAAGAUUCAUGCUGACCAACAGCACGCUUACUGCUUUGUUCCAGCUGGUAUUGCUGCUGUGCUGAAGCAUCGUCCUGACCUGUUGGCACCUGCCAUCCAGGCCUUCUACCUGCGCGAUCCUAUUGACCUACGUGCUUGCCGUCCCUUUAAGCACUUUCUCCCCAAGACCCGUGUAAUGACUCUGGUGACGUUUACAAAAUGUCUGUAUGCCCAAUUACAGCAGCAGCACUUCAUGCCAGAUAGACGGAGUGGCUAUACCCUACCAGCACAAUCUGAUCAGCAUUUCAAAGCGCAUGCACUGGGCAUGAAACUGGCCCAUGGCUUUGAGAUCCUUUGUUCCAAGUGUUCGCAGCCCUUGCCUAGUUCUAAGACGAGAGGCAGCACUUCCAGUGACCCACUCUGGGAAGGCUUCAUAAACAGUCUAAAGAAGAACAAUUAUUUCAGGGGAGAACUGGAGGGUUCUGCACAGUACAGAGAAUUGCUCCGAUCGGCAGAGAUUUACUUCCAACAUUCUGUUUCCAGACCUAAAAGUUCAUCUGCCUUAAGUCCAGGGGAACAGGUCCUGCAGCUUUUGCAAACUCUGUCCUACAGUGUGGAAGAACUACAGAAAGAAGGAGACAGUCUACCUCCCGAGGAUGAUGACAGCUGGUUGGAUAUUUCACCAGAGGAGCUGGAUCAGAUGCUGGAGGAGGCCUCAGGAAGGAAACUGUUGAAUUCUGCCAGACAGGAGGAGGAACUGGAUUAUGAUCUGCAUGACGUCACCAAGAGUAUGAAAGCUUUUGUCUCAAAGGUGUCCUCACAUGAAGGUGCAGAGAUACCACGAUCUUCAGCUGCCAGCCAAGUCCAAUUUGAUGUGAACUCUUUCACCAGUGCUUUGGAAAGGAUCCUAGGGGUAGAAUCAGAUGAGCUUGAUUCGGAUGAUGUUGAUGAGGAAGAGGAUUAUGAUUUAUUGGACAGCGAUGCAGAGUCUGACAAUAAAGGGGGCAAACUAGAGGAGGAUAUGUCAGCUGCAGAGACUCUUGAGAAUAUCCGAGACUACAUGGAGCAGAUGGACCAGGAGCUGGCAAGCACAAAUAUUGGCAAAAGCUUUACUAAAAUCACUGAUGAGGUUGGCUCAGACAGACCUGAUAUAACUGAAGAAGCAGAGGGUGAAUUGGAGACUGACUCUGAAGGGAAUUUGAAGAUUCUGCCUGUGGAUGUGGACUUGAAUCUGGUGGAGAACCUAUUAGAGUCGUACAGCUCACAAGCCGGCCUAGCUGGGCCUGCCUCUAACAUCCUGCAAAGCAUGGGGAUACGACUCCCAGAUAACCAGGACAAAUAAAGACUGCUGUGGUACUUAUGAUAAGUAAUUCUUUAUCACUGCUCCAAGAUCUACAGCUUCACCAUGAUUAAUGUGCCAUCACUGAAGUCAAGUAGCCUUUAAGGCUGGCUGUGCUGUAAAUAACAGUUCAGAUUUACCAUAAACUGGAAAACUCAGAUACUUUAAAAGCAAACUAUUGUUUAGGACUAGAAUCUGAGAGAGAAUACAUCUUUUUAUAUUUUAAAAUUUUCCAUGAAAUCUUGCAGAAACUAUUUUUGUCAUUGUAAAUAAAUGCAAAUAUCAGAA
Carcharodon carcharias (great white shark) is the source of this 2247-nucleotide messenger RNA. RefSeq names its product ecdysoneless homolog (Drosophila) (gene ecd). Gene Ontology annotation, cellular component: nucleus. The coding region runs from base 40 to 1962 and encodes 640 amino acids. NCBI's taxonomy places the organism in Eukaryota, Metazoa, Chordata, Chondrichthyes, Lamniformes, Lamnidae. The record is from RefSeq and is a predicted model, not a curated record. The transcript is spliced from 13 exons.